Molecule: messenger RNA, 1152 nt
Organism: Lonchura striata (white-rumped munia)
Lineage: Eukaryota; Metazoa; Chordata; Aves; Passeriformes; Estrildidae
Source: RefSeq, a predicted model, not a curated record
CACCCGGACAGUCGGACACCUCCGGACACCCGGACACCCGGACACCUCCGGACACCCGGACACCCGGACACUCGGACACUCGGACACUCCAACCCCUCCGGACACUCGCAAGAUGGCGCCCCCCGUGCCCGCGCUCACCCCCGAGCAGAAGAAGGAGCUGGCGGACAUCGCCCAGCGCAUCGUGGCCCCCGGCAAGGGCAUCCUGGCUGCUGACGAGUCCACUGGCAGCAUCGCCAAGCGCCUGAGCUCGGUGGGCGCCGAGAACACGGAGGAGAACCGGCGCUGGUACCGGCAGCUGCUCUUCACGGCCGACAAGCGCGUGGAGCCGUGCAUCGGCGGCGUCAUCCUCUUCCACGAGACCAUGUACCAGAAGGCCGACGACGGGCGCCCCUUCCCGCAGGUCAUCCGCGACAAGGGCGCCCUGGUGGGCAUCAAGGUGGACAAGGGCGUGGUGCCCCUGGCUGGCACCAACGGCGAGACCACGACCCAGGGGCUGGACGGGCUGAUGGAGCCUCCUCAGUGCCCUGUCCCUGAGUGUCCCCAGGCUGGUGUCACCUCAGUGUCACCUCAAUGUCCCCAAUGUCCCCUCGAUGUCCCCUCAGGGAUCACGUUCCUGUCGGGUGGCCAGAGCGAGGAGGAGGCCUCUCUGAACCUCAACGCCAUCAACCGCUGCCCGCUGGCCCGGCCCUGGGCCCUGACCUUCUCCUACGGCCGCGCCCUGCAGGCCUCGGCCCUCAAGGCCUGGGCGGGCAAGAAGGACAACACCAAGGUGGCCCAGGAGGAGUACGUCAAGAGGGCCCUGGCCAACUCGCUGGCGUGCCAGGGCAAGUACACCCCGAGUGGCACCGCGGGGGCGGCGGCCAGCGAGUCCCUGUUCGUGUCCAACCACGCCUACUGAGCACCGCUGGCCACCAGCUGCUGGCCACCAACCAUCCCCUGACAUCUGCUGGCCACCACCGACCAUCCGCUGACCACCCCUGGAACCCAACUGCCAACCACUGCUGGUCACCACCGACCAGCUGAUGGCCACCACCAACCACCACUGGCCACCACCGACCAUCUGCUGACCAUCUGCUGACCACUGCUGGCCACCAACCAUCCCCUGACAUCUGCUGGCCACCACCGACCAUCCGCUGACCACCCCUGGAACCC